AUGGGCCAGAGUGUGUCCUUCCAGGACGACGCUGGACUCGACGAAGAUGUGCUGAUUCCGGGCGCCUAUAAAACUUCUUUCAUAGGUGCACCUGCAAGCUCGGCUCCAGUGGAUUCCGAAGCACCACCGUUCGUACCUAUCGAUCCGACCAUUUACUUGCCAGGAAAGCCUCAGGAGCCGACUCCAGAUUCUGGGCGCGACAACGCGAGCCUAACCGAAGCGACAUGCUCUACAGAGCUGGACGAAAGCACGGCCAGAAUCGACACAAUUAACAUACAUGGCGGUACUUUCAAUGACGUCGGAGGAGAUUACAUCUAUACGAUCAACAACUUCUUCAACCCUCUGUAUGCGGAUGAUCCUUGGUCAUCUGCGCCAGGGCCCAAACCUCCAGAUGUACAAGCCAUGAAGGUUGGGAAGAUUGUGGAGUGGCUCUCUCCCAUUAUCAACUUCCGAGCCACACAGGUUGAAGUACGAGAGAGAAGGACGCCCGGCACAGGCGCUUGGCUGUUACAGGGGGAACUGUACAAUGAGUGGAAGUCGGGAGUUCUGCGCGUCAUCUGGGGAGUAGGCAUGGCCGGGGCGGGAAAGACUGUACUCGCAUCAAGCAUCAUUGACGACCUGCUUCAGAUUGAGAGGACGUCCAGCGGUUGUGUUAGCGUCGUCUUUGCUUAUUGUCGUUGCACCGAUGCACUCUCCGUAAAGGAGAUACUAGCUGCAUUCCUGAAGCAAUACCUAGAGCACCACCCCGAACUUGUGAAGCUGGUUGAACCCAUGUACCUGCACCACAGGCGGGACAAGACCUACCCAUCGCAGGACGAACUUAUCACCCUCCUUCGAGGGAUCGAGACGAUGUUUGUUGUCUCCUUCUACGUCGUCGAAGGGCUUGACGAAGCCCUUAAUAACACCCAAUUUGACUUGAUUAGCGCACUUUCCUUGUUAAAGGGAAAGUUCGUGAUUACCUCUCGACCCCUCGCUCAUUCGGAGUCAGAUAUCCCCUCCGCCAAGUUCUUCACGAUCGUCGCGCGCGCAGAAGAUAUCCGAUUGGCGCUCAAUCAGAAGCUCGUCCUUAAUCCCAGGUUUCGGAGGCUUAUCGAACAGCACCGAUGCAAGGAAGAAAUCACUUCCAAGAUUAUCCAAAAGUCUAACGGCAUGUUCCUCCAUGCCGCCCUUCAGAUUGAAGCGCUCCAGCAAUGUUUGACUAUAACCAGCCUACGCGCGAGCCUGGAGCAGUUUCCCAACAAAAUGACGGAUAUGUAUCGGACAACGCUACAGAGGGUGGAGAACCAAUCCCCCGAGCAUUCUGCCCUCGCGAAAAGGGUCCUCCUGUGGGUUAACUAUGCCCAAUGCCCGCUGUCUGUCCGGGACAUACAAUGCGCGCUAGCGAUUUGCCCACAGACGGAUACCUUCAAGAAGGAUUUGGUAGUAGAUGAAGCUACGCUGAUCGCAGUUUGCUACGGCUUGAUUGGUGUAGAGAAGACCGGGACUGUGCAUCUGAUUCAUUCCACGGCUAGAGACUUCGUAUCUCAAUUCUUGCGGGGCAUAUAUCGCAAUCCUCACGAGGUACUGGCCAGAACGUCUAUUCAAAGACUCGUGGCGUGCAAAUUGAUCGAAUCCGACGAGGCCUUCGAGGAGUGGGACCUUGAAGACGCCUUCGCCCAGUAUCCCCUCCUUCAGUACUCCUACAACUACUGGGCUUUCCACGCGAAGAAAUGCCAAAGCGAUCCCGAAUUCGACGCUUUGCUCCGCUUCUUUAUGUCGAAAUGCGCCGCCUUCCCCUGCAAUCUCGCCCAAGACGAUUGGGAAUGGAACGAAGGAACCCUCGACCUCCUCAAACCCCUUCACUUGGCUGCCCGACACGGCUUCCAUCAGUUUAUCCCCGAGUUUCUGUUGCUGGAGGGGCAAAGUCAGGAGCACAGCUGGUCCGCCCUCAAUUCCCGAACCAGGGGCAAGUUUGGCGCCACUGCGCUGAUGCUAGCUUCCCAUUACAACCAUACGACGGCCGUCAAAGUACUCGUCCGGGUACGGGGAAUCAAUGUCAACGCGGUGAACGGCAGCGGAAGGACCGCACUUCAUUUGGCUGCCAGGAAAGGCCAUGAACUGGCCGUUCGCUGCUUGCUCCAGGCAAGGGACAUCGACCCUAACGCUGUGGACGAGGAGGGGUACACGCCAUUGAUGCUAGCUGCGGAAAAGGGGCAUGUGGGAGUUGUGAGGGUUUUGGCCCGGGUUCCAGGAGUUCAGCCCAAUGUUGCAACCGUCCAGCACCGGCAGACUGCGCUAAUGUUGGCUGCGGAGGGCGGGUUUGAAGACGCCGUUAGAAUCUUGCUCCGAGUCGGAGGGACCGACGUCAAUAUGAGGGACUGGGAUGGCCCCAAUCGGCGCUAA
Molecule: messenger RNA, 2382 nt
Organism: Coprinopsis cinerea okayama7#130
Lineage: Eukaryota; Fungi; Basidiomycota; Agaricomycetes; Agaricales; Psathyrellaceae
Exons: 7
Coding region: 1-2382 (793 amino acids)
Molecular function (GO): protein binding
Source: RefSeq, a predicted model, not a curated record